Molecule: messenger RNA, 2634 nt
Organism: Ustilaginoidea virens
Lineage: Eukaryota; Fungi; Ascomycota; Sordariomycetes; Hypocreales; Clavicipitaceae
Exons: 2
Coding region: 1-2634 (877 amino acids)
Biological process (GO): osmosensory signaling via phosphorelay pathway
Cellular component (GO): Mcs4 RR-MAPKKK complex
Molecular function (GO): phosphorelay response regulator activity; protein kinase activator activity
Source: RefSeq, a predicted model, not a curated record
AUGGCUUCCGAUGUGGUUUCUCGUCUUCGGGCCUGUCUGACGAGACGGAAGCAUUCGGGAGCGCCGUCACUGGCUUCGUCCGCGCGCGGACGUGGAAGAGAGGUGGCGUCCGUCCUGGCGACGGCUCCGAGCCAGAGCAGUCGAGAGGCGUCUUGCGCACCUUGCGCGCGCACGGAUCUGGCGGACGGCCAACUCGGCGACAAGAGGCGCGAAGCCGUAAGCUCGGGAGCCGCAGGUGACGAUGGUGACGAUGGUGACGAGGCGAGUGGUGCUGCUGAAAGAGGAAGGCACAUGCACCUCUCACUGUCCCGCAUGAAGAAGAAGCAGAAGCGUCGAGAGCAAGUCCCCCAUCCCGGCAGCUCCUGCCACGAGCGCCGGCAGAAUCGCGCCACAACAGCAGGAGCAGACUCAGCAGAGGUGGCAGGAGCGCGGGCUGGAGCGCGGGCUGGAGCCGAACGUGAGGAACAGGCUCGAGAUGGAGGUGCGCAGGCCACCAAGGCCACCAAGGCCACGCUCGCGGACUCUUCAGUGACCUCCAGGGGCCUGCAACCCGCCGGCGAGCCUGGAGCAUCCCCUAAACCCAGCCCUCCGGACCAUAAUCUCCAGUUGGUGCUCUCCUCCCGGGGGAACCCUGCCCCAGCGAGUAACGUUGUCAACCGUGGCAAGGACCCGCCUAGCCGUGAUCCUGCCCAACGUGGCAUGGGACCUCCAUCGUCUCCAUCUCAACGUCCGCUGCCACCAUCACCAUCACGCUCAACCUCUGCGCCCCCCUUGUCUUCCCAUCCCUCACCACGCAAAGCCGCAAACUUGACAAGAUCCAACCCCGCGAGCACGCCCGACAAAGGAGGAUAUUCUUCACGACUUUGCAAAGCUAGUGUAACAACAGGCUUGUUCAAAACAUCUGCUGCCGCCGACGCUCACGCUGACGCUGUUCCUGCCGCUGCCGCUGCCGCUGCCACCAAGACGACCCCGUUGCAUGCUGCCGACAACCUCCCAGCCGAUCCUGCAUCGCCCUCGCACCAUGGCCGCGAGCCCGACGAGCUGAGCUUUGCGUCAACCCCUGCAGUCACAUACCCUUCUCCCGCUGCAUCCGCCGACGGAGCGCCAAGACUUUCGAUUGACGGCAAAAUGGUAACCCGAAAGAUCUGGGUAAGACGGCCUCAUGCAUCGGCAACGACCAUCACCAUCACCGAGGACGACCUCGUCGACGAUGUUCGUGACAUGAUACUCCGCAAAUACGCCAAUUCUCUGGGUCGGACUUUUGACUCCCCAGACCUCGCCAUUCGCAUACAAUCUCGCGAUCAGGACAAGGAGAGGAUUCUAGGACCGGAGGAACUGAUGGCUAGAACCAUCGACAAUGUUUACCCUGGCGGACAGACUGUUGAUGAAGCUCUCAUCAUCGACAUACCCCGCAGAGCUCCAAAGGCAUCCCCCCGCGUGCAUUUGCCGCCGGGAACCACGACAUGCUACAUCACAGAGGAUGGAAGACCUUCAGAAGCUGGGGAAGGCUAUUUCCCCCCCGUCGCCACCAUUCCCUCGCCGCUUCCUCCGCAAUCUGCACCCGUGGCACCCAACGGCGCUGCACCGCACUCCAUGGCAGUCGUCGGAGCCGGCCAAAUUUCCUCAAUCCCUUCCCCCGGCGGUUCCCGAACGCGACUUCACAGGGAGCGUUCGGAGAGACCCAGGUUGGUCAGGACGCUUACCUCUUCACCCACCGCAGUGGCCGCCCACAACCCGGGUGCACAGAAGGCGUCUUCCACUCUCGGCAGCCACGGCGCCCAGAACAUUGCCCCACGGUUGCCUCAUUCGCGAACCCACUCGAGCUCAUCGGAUCGCGCAUCUGGAUUACCGACGGUCAAACCCACGCUGCCGAAAUCGCCCGGUGCGGACAACACCCCAACCAGGGCUGCUACACCGCCACCGCGACCUUCGUCCCCCCGAAUAUCGGGUGCUCGAGCGAGGAAGAGCAAGAAAAGCUCCGAGUACCUCAGCUCUCCCAACGUUUGGAACGGCAGUGUCCCCCCAAUCAAUGUUCUCAUUGUCGAGGACAACCCCAUCAACCUGAAGUUGCUAGAAGCCUUUGUGAAACGGCUGAAAGUCAGGUGGUCCACCGCCAUGAACGGCAGGGACGCUGUGAAAAAGUGGAGGGCUGGCGGCUUCCAUCUUGUCCUCAUGGACAUUCAGCUCCCUGUGAUGAAUGGUCUUGAUGCCACGAGGGAGAUUCGGCGACUGGAAAGCGUCAACUCGAUUGGAGUCUUUUCCUCCACGCCUGACAACGGGGCGGACGAUGACGAUGACGAGGUCAAGGAACAGGACCGUUUACAGAACUUGACUCUUUUCAAAAGCCCCGUCAUCAUUGUGGCACUGACGGCCAGCUCGCUACAGAGCGACAGACAUGAAGCCUUGGCGGCCGGGUGCAAUGACUUUUUAACAAAGCCCGUCAACUUUGUCUGGCUUGAGCGCAAGGUCAUGGAAUGGGGCUGUAUGCAAGCCCUGAUUGAUUUUGACGGGUGGCGCAAGUGGAAGGAAGCAUACUCGCAGCAGAACGAGGAGAGAGAGACGACCAAGAAGUCUCAGGCAGUCAAGGCGAGAUCUAGGAGAACUCGAUCAUCACUGGGUGUUCUAGCGUCAUGA